AUGACACCAAGGUCUGGUGUGAGUGUUGAUGAUGAUGAGGUUGAUGGUGUGGGUGAUGAGAUUGGUGAUGUCGAUGUUAAUGAGGUUGAUGGUGUUGGUGAUAAGGUUGGUGAUGUCGAUGAUAAUGAGGUUGAUGGUGUUGGUGAUAAGGUUGGUGGCGUCAACACGAGUGUCCAGUGUGUUGACUUGAUGCUUGAAGUGAUCCCUGGACCGCAGUGGACUACUGCCUUCGGUUCUAUCUUGAUCCGGACCACUAACCUGCUAUGGGCGCCUUCGGACGUCAGUUAUAUGGACCUGCUUGCCAGUGUCCUAGGACUCUUGUCUCUCGAGCCCCUGAGUGGUAACCAUCUGAGCUUGGUCCUCUUUGUGGCUGUGCCUGCUCCUUGA
This is a messenger RNA of Ustilago hordei, 387 nucleotides long. RefSeq lists its product as uncharacterized. Bases 1 to 387 code for a protein of 128 amino acids. NCBI's taxonomy places the organism in Eukaryota, Fungi, Basidiomycota, Ustilaginomycetes, Ustilaginales, Ustilaginaceae. The transcript has 3 exons. The record is from RefSeq and is a predicted model, not a curated record.